AUGAGUCUCUGCUCUGUCCCCCGCCGCCCCACCGGCGCCGCUGCGGCGCUGGGGCUCGGUAGCCUCUUGAUGCUGUUCGGGCCGGGACGCGCGUGCCCCGCGGGCUGUGCCUGCACCGACCCCCACACCGUGGACUGCCGUGAUCGCGGGCUGCCCAGCGUGCCCGAUCCCUUCCCCCUGGACGUGCGCAAGCUGCUAGUGGCCGGCAACCGAAUCCAGCAGAUCCCCGAGGACUUCUUUAUCUUCCACGGAGACCUGGUCUAUCUGGAUUUCAGGAACAACUCGCUGCGCUCGCUGGAGGAGGGCACGUUCAGCGGCUCGGCGAAGCUGGCCUUCCUGGACCUGAGCUACAAUAACCUCACCCAGCUGGGUGCCGGCGCCUUCCGCUCGGCGGGGCGGCUGGUCAAGCUGAGCCUGGCCAACAACCACCUGGCUGGUGUGCACGAGGCCGCCUUCGAGAGCCUGGAGUCGCUGCAGGUGCUGGAACUCAACGACAAUAACCUGCGCAGCCUCAACGUGGCGGCUCUGGAUGCACUGCCGGCGCUGCGCACUGUGCGCCUGGAUGGGAACCCCUGGCUGUGCGACUGUGACUUCGCCCACCUCUUCUCCUGGAUUCAAGAGAACGCAUCCAAACUGCCCAAAGGCCUUGAUGCCAUCCAGUGCUCACUGCCCAUGGAGGACCGGAGGGUGGCUCUGCGCGAGCUGUCAGAAGCCAGUUUUAGCGAGUGUAAGUUCAGCCUGUCCCUCACAGACUUGUUCAUCAUCAUCUUCUCGGGUGUGGCCGUGUCCAUUGCCGCCAUCAUCUCCAGCUUCUUCCUGGCCACCGUGGUGCAGUGUUUCCAGAGGUGCGCCCCUAACAAGGACACGGAGGAUGAGGAUGACGACGAGGAUGACUGAGCCACCUCUUCCUGCUCUUUGCUUUCCCACACCCAGCUAGUGGUACCUCUCCAAGGGAGACGGAGAUGCUGAAGACAGAAGCAUCGCAUCACUCCAGGCAGUGAAAGGGCGGGUGCUUGCCUAGAUGCGCCCACUGGGACAGUCGAUCCCAGAGCAUAGAAUCAGCAGAGUAGAGAUGCAGGAAGGAUGGAGAGAUUCAUUCCUGAGCAGAGCCCACCUCCCAGGCUGGGGCAUUCGUGUGUGUGAAGAUAAUCAAGUCAGGCUUCAUGGCUUACAGCUUUACAACUUCCCCAAGCUGAAGUGAAAACUUACAGCUUCUGACCUCAGAGGCGUUUGGACCAUUCUUAUUACGAGCUGCACUCUGGACCAUGAAUCGUCUUCCUCCUAAAAGACAGCGGAGCUCUCGGUGGAGAUUCAAGCUCGGCUCAUUCUCCACGGGAGCAGGAAUUCUUUUCCUCUAUAAAAGGUCCCGGCAGCUUUGGGAUGUUAGACCAAGAACAAACAAACGUACACGCAAUAGACAAUGUCUGUGUCUCCCCUCCGUUGCUGUGUUGACACCCAGUACCCAGCACGAUGAUGCAAGAUGUCUUGAGCCAGCAACACUGAGCUGGGCUAAGAUACCCGAGGCAGAGGUUCACAAGAAGUGGUUGGGGAUCCACUCCUUCAGGGUGCUUUGAAGAGGGCCCUUGGAUAUGACUGGAUUAUGAGAAUGGAUUCAUACUGAGUGCAGUUAGUGCCCUUAUAACCCAAACUCUGAAGACCUCCCUGCUCCUUCUUCCAGGUGAGGACCCGGUGAGAGGAUAGCCAUCUGUGAACCAGGAAGUGGUCUCUCACAGGAACUCAAACGUAUUGGCCUCCAACCUCUAGCCUCCAGAACUGUGAGAAAUAAAUGAUAGUUACUUAUAGACCCUCGUGCCUGUGGUUUUUUGGUAACAGCAGCUCAAAAAGACUAAGACA
Molecule: messenger RNA, 1854 nt
Organism: Myodes glareolus (Bank vole)
Lineage: Eukaryota; Metazoa; Chordata; Mammalia; Rodentia; Cricetidae
Gene: Lrrc38
Product: leucine rich repeat containing 38
Cellular component (GO): plasma membrane
Molecular function (GO): protein binding
Source: RefSeq, a predicted model, not a curated record